CUUCCGUUCUGUAGUUUUGUUACUUGACUUAUGAUUGAGUUAUUAGACGUGGCAUCUAUGUAUUCAUUUGCAGGCCAGUUAGAAAGAUUUGCAAGUCAAAAAUCACGCAGUAAAAUAGAAUGAUCGGCUUGAUAAGGUUGUUCAAAUUAUACAGGAUUAGUGUAGCCUUCCAUAAAGCUCGAACACUAUAAACUUAACCUAUAAAUUUGUAGUGCAUAAAACAUGGAUAAAGCAAAGGAGUGGCAGCUUGAGUUGCUGAUGGAGAAACUUCGGUCAAAAGCUGGACAGUUCAAGUCAUUUGUAGAAAGUGCAAAAGCGUUGAGGAUGUCAUUACUGGAUAAACGCUAUCCAGUGGACAGUGUGGAGAAAAAUCAACUGCAGAAAUGUUUAGACAUCUUACAGCAUUCAAUCAAGGUCACGUCAUUGCAAGGGAUGGUGGAGCGUCUUGAAAGUGUUACAAGGCAGCUGGGGUUAAAAUUUUCACCUGGUGGAUCACCACUUGAUUGGUUUAUAUCAUCAGAUAUGUUCUAUCUGGAGGUGAUGUUAGAGUCAACAGGAGGAGUCAAAGACGUCAGAAUUCACCAUGAGGGUAAAGUUGAACAGCAAAGCUGUGAAGAGCUGGUGUCAUGCUUAUCAAAUGGAGAUUUCGCCGACUUCACGGCACAGUUAGAAGGUCUGGCAUCCAUCUAUCAAUUAAAUGCUGAAAAGAAAGUAAAGUGCAAGGCAUUCAGUGCAUUGCAGAGCCUUGAGGCAGAUUUAGCAACGCUUGCCACAUUCCAGGCUUUCAUCAAGGAACCAUUCAAUUUGGUUCACAAGUCACCUGUUGGAAUUUUGGAAAAGAGGCGUGGAGGCCAUGCCAUGAAGCUGACAUAUUUGGUACCUCCAUAUGAUCUUCUGGACCAGCAAACAAAUUCAUCGCUGCCUCUCUCAGUACAGGAAGUUACUUCACGAAACCUUGGUUACAGUGUCAUGGUGUGUAUGGAAGGAUCUGCAGCACAUAAGCUGCAGACAGCGCCUCUUAUCUCAGUGAACCGUAGUCCAAAUGGCAAAAGCUCACCUCUUUAUGCCCCACUGAGUGCCAACAAUUCUGCAACACUGCCUGCCUGUUUUGCACUACGCCUUAACAAUCCAAUGCCCAUGUGUCUGCCGCUAGUCCGCCGAAUUCAGCAAAUCACCGAGAUGGAGUGUGGAGACCUUUCUACUCCACACCCGUUGCUGAGCCUCGUGACUCAGCAUGCAUCCACUGGCCAGCUGGAUUGUGCCAACAACAGAGGGCUCUUUGUGACAUUACCUGAUCAGCAACAUUGUUACUUUAUGACCGAGAGCAAAAACCUUGAAGGAAUCUUGGUUUCAAACAUCUCUUUCACACACCCAGCUCAUGUUCCGCAGAUCCUCAUGUUGUUGCGGCAGCAGGCUCUAUUCAAUGUUCUUGUUUCGAGCUGUAUCAGGCCAGCCAGCAAGCAUGCUGAUCUGGAAAGUGUAGUAAUGCUUGAGGUGACUGCUCUCUCAUGGCAGCAUCUCUCUGUUUCCUUUGAACAUCCCCUAGAAGAGACCAUGACAACAGCUGAGUUGGAUCUGACUGAUAUUUCAAGCAUCAAGUGUAAAGUGUAUGGCGCCAGCAACGGGGAAAAUGGAUGUACGCCUGAGCAUGCCAGUAAAGUAUUACAGAGAUGUUGGUCGAUACCGGUAACCAUGAGGUCGUUGAUCCGAUUGUGGCAGAGUCAGAAUCUUCGUUCAAAUGGUCUUGCAGCCGGUGGUAACCUCAGUCUUCCCCCAGGUAGUGACCCUGGACGUGGUCAUGGUGGUUCUAAUGGGAGCCAUUCCAUGCCACCAGAUUUUGAUGUGAGCCACAUUAAAACUGAACCUGAUGGUGGCAGCUUGCCUCACAGUCAGUCACUAAGUGGUUCAGGAAGUCGUCAAGGAUUUGGCCCUGACAUGCCAGAUACAGGUGUCAGUUUCCAGAGUCCAGGAAAUCCAAUGGACAGUUCUGUAUCAAAUACAUUUCAGUUUGGUGCUUUACUAUCUGGCCAGGGAUCAGGUGGAAAAGGGCCUGUUUUGCUAAACAUGCUUAGUGAACAGACAUCGAACUCCAAAAAGCAACGAAAACGAACUAACAAAGACGGGAUGUGGCGAAGUCCUAAACGGAAGCAAAGUGAAGAAUGUGAGAUUGUUUUAGAGACCUCAAGCAGUGACUCAACUCCUUUGGGAACUCCGACUUCAAGGGAUGCCCCCAUGGAAACCAGUUUGGACUGUGAGGAGGAAAAAACAGGUUCAGAUUUUGGCGAAGAAGAAAUCAUGCCAGUUCAAGAAGUUGAGGAGAUAAUAGUUCGGAAAGCAAGGAAAGAAAAGAAAACUUCUCCCCCAACAAUAAUUCUUGAUUUGGCUGAAAGCAAAAGUCUUGUGGCUCCAUCAGUGAGCAUAACUCCAAUCACCUCAUCCAGUUCCAAUUUUAAUUCUGUUUUAACAGGUAUGGGACUUGAACGGAGACCUGGCAUUGAAAUAAUCCCCAUUGUUUCCACUCCAGCCACAUCUCUUCAUACCUCCAUCACAAUAACCCCAAUUUCCUCCAAAGUUGUUGCAGCAGAUGACCGUAAUAACAGAGACAGGAAGGGUGGGAAGAGUCGAACUGAAGACAAAAUGAGACCUGACAAGAAACGAAAUAAACGGAAACGUGAAGACAGUCCCAGUGGUUGUAGUGGAGGCUCUGGUAUUGCGAUGGGUCCCCCAGACAAACUUCCUCCUAAACAAGAUCCAUUAUCAAAACCUGUGUCUGUGAGCAUAAAGCCUACUGAAUCACCUCCUCUAACAUCUGUUCGCCCUUCAUCACCAGCUAGUGCACUACGGAAGGUCACUUCCUCCCCAACACAUCUGAAUAUCUCCAUGACGAAAUCCGGCUCCAGCAAACCAUCAACUUCACAUCAGAGUCCCAAACAUUCUCCAGGCUACACGAGUAGCCCCAAACAUCAUGGGACCUCAUCUCCUAAGCAGCAAUCGUCUGGAGGGUCCGGGAAGCCAAGUAUGUCUGCACUCAAAUCUGCAGCGAAUUCCCCAUCAACUGCAGGGAAGAGUGGCUCAGAUGUGGCCAAAGUAAAGUCUUCGUCCAGCAAGGAUAAGGAUCGCAAAGUAUCCAGUUCUUUUAGUGGAGGCAGCUCUGGCUCUGGGUCAAGUCCUAAGUUGAAAUCAUCUAGUGUGAAAUUGAAACAGUUGGAUAUGACAAGUGGAAGUGGUGAUGGUAGUACAGGGUCUCAGGGUGGUGCAGGGACACCCCCCUCAGUAACCAUAGAUGGGAGCAAAUCAUUGUCUGCAGUGCCUCAGGCACGGAAUCGGAAGGGCUCACUUUCAGCAGUGAUAGAUAAACUUAAAUCAGCUCAACAUCAGGGACCUGAACCAGGUGAGGUAGUAAAAGAGGGUCGAGGUAGUGGUACCAACCCAAGCACUAAAAUACCAGGAGACACAUCUGGUAGUACUGUGAGCAGUAGUAGCAAGAAUCCUGGAGAAUAUAUGGUGAAACCAAGCUCCGAAGGCAUAAAGAUCACGAUCAACAAAACACGAACCAAAGACUCUAAAUCUGGUGUUGUAAAAACUUCAUCAUCUAGCACUGGUUCUGGAUCACCCAAGACUCACACGGGUCUGAAGCCAGGAGUGAACAGUGGACCGGCUUCAAAGAAACCACACCAGAUGCUGCAGCAGAAGUCUGCCAGUGGCAACAGUAGCAGCAGUGGAAUAUCCAGUUCUAGUAGUAAGGCAGGCAGUAGUAGUGCCAGCGGCAACCCUUCUUCUAAAAUCCCAUCCUCCACAAAAUCCAGUAGUUCUCCUGUAUCCGGCAUUCUGUCUAAGUCUACUUCAAAAUCCAGUGGGUCACCUAAAAUGAGUAGUUUGGCUGAUGCCAGUAGACGGGACAAUAAACCAAGACCUCCAAAGACUAGCAGUGAUCGUGACAAGUCGGUGUUCUCGAAGGGUGCUGAUGCUAGGAAGUCUAGCCCAGUUGGUAUGAGGGAUGAGUUAGAAAGUGAGAGACCUUUGAAACUUGUUACAGCUCAUGCUAAAAUGGAACCAUCCUUACCACCACAGCUUAUGGUUGAAGGUAUGAUAAAAUCGUUAGAUACAAAAUUUCAGAUACCAAAACUGUCUGCACGAAGUGGCAACCUUAAUGAAGGAGAUUCAAAGAAACAGUCCUCAGAUAAAACUGCAAUUGGAGGUACAGAAUCCAGCAGUAGGAUGGAUUCUGGAGCCAGACCUUUAGAUCUGGUAGGGAAAGCAGAUGCCUCAAAUGCUUCAGCGAAAUUUCAGUCGCUUUCCAAAACAACAGAUGAUUUGAAAGGCUCCAAGAUACCAGCAGUAGUAUCUGUCACACCUCAAAUAGCAAUAUCGAGUCUUACAACACAGGCAUUAAAACAACCCACUACUACGUUCCCAUCUGUUAGUUCCAAAUUACAAGAUAUAAGUAUUGACACUGGUCCACAAAUUUCAACUCCUACUUCUGUUGCCAUAGUUACAAGCUUACCUUCCAGCAGUUCAGAGCCUUCAUCCAGAGAAUCAGUUGAAAUAUCCCGAAUGAAGCCUGAUCUAUCCCGUAGUGCACAGAUAUCAGGGAAUAAUGCAAAGGAAGAAACAACAAUUCAAGCUACUGGAAAGCUUGAGAAUCCUGCAAAGUCAUAUUCUGCUAAUAAUAAUAAUGACCCUUCAGUUCUUUCUGCAUUACACCCAAACAAAUCUCUGGACUCCUCCCAGAAUAAGUUCACUUCCUCAUCAUCUCAGAAGCAAGCAGAAGAUUCCAAGAAACUUGUCAACUUAAGUGAUAUUUCAAGCAAGUCAACAGGUCUGAAUAAGAUGACACCAACGCCUACUACCUCGCAAGAAGCCGCUGAAAUACUCCUGGACAUGUCAGCAUCUACAUCUCUGCCAAAUAAACCUCUUCCUGCAGAUCCACAGCCUGGCAAACUGGCAACUGUACCAGAGCGUGCUGUGGCUGUAUCAGCUCCAAGCCGUAGAAACACGCCUCCUCCCCCACUGCCUCCACCACAACCCUCUGUCCAGGUACAUAUAGUGCAGUCACCUGCUGCCACUCCCACCACUGCUUCUCCUAUGGUGAUUACUUCACCCCACUCUGCUUCACCCUGCAGCAUAGAUGAUGAACUCAUGGAUGAAGCUCUUGUUGGAAUGGGCAAGUAAAAUGUACAGAUAAAGAUUACUGUCAUUUGGAGUAUGAUGCUGUCUAGCCUGGUACAUCACUGCUCUGCAUUUUGGAGGAGCAUACUGCUUCCAUCUUCCAGGUAGAAUAGCAAAGUGAGUGUAGAAAGAAUGACAGUCCUCUGCAUCUGUACUUCACUGUCCACACUUGGCUUACUCUUCUACCCUGAAGAUGGAGGCAGCAGGUUCCUCCAUAACGUUGGGUAAUGAUGUACCAGACUAGACAGCAUCACAUUCCAAAAGACCGGAGUCUUCAUGUUCACUGCCAUGAGGACCUUGUAUCUCAUGUGUAUAUAAAAUGCUGUAUUUGUGCAUAUAUAAAGACUGGUUUUACACUUUAUUUUAUUAGUGUGUCUGUAAUAAAUAUAUGUAUAUAUAUAUAUUAUGUUUCACAACUUGUAUCAUCAACCAAAUAAUUAUGGAAAUUGCAAUAUUUUAGAAUACCAAUAUAUAUAGAUAUAUAUAUAUAAAUAUGAACAUGCAUACUUAAAAAUGGUUCCCAUGAAUCAUGCUGUGAUCAAAAAUGGAGAUAUUAUUUUCAUAUAUCAUAGACUGAAGCUUGGCCUUCUUUUAAGACUUGGCUGAUGGCAUCAGGGUGGUGAUGAUGUUUCCAAUGGAAUUGGUUUUUAUUUGCACAGGAAACUGCCAUGAAACAUUAAACUGUGAGGAAAUGUGUCAGGCUGUAAAGCGAUAAGAUGUUUUGUAUGGAACGUGUAUUAUAAAUGGAAUUGCCUUGGACUUUCUUCAGAUUGUGAAGAAAUCCCAACUUCUGAAACUUGCCAUAUUUGCUCAUACAGUGACAAGAUGCUAAGUCAGAAUUAUGGAAAUGCUGCAGAUGUUGACUGUUCAUGAGGGUGAUUAACUAAGUUGUAGUUAAUCCUGAAAUCUCUUCUUAUUUUUUGUAAGUUUUGCAGCAAAACUCGUUUGUCACCCAAGCUGCAUAUUUAUGCUGGAAUGAACUCGCAUCUUGACACUUACUUACAUUACAGAUGGUAUAGAAAAUGGAGGUGCUGGGAUACCUUAGUACACUGGUGAAGUUGUCUACUGAAUGUUUGGAGUUCAGUUCUUAGUAGGAGUGGAGAUUUUUCUUUUUGCCAUCACCUCCAAACUGGCUGAAACACACCCAGCCUCCUGGCCAAUGGGUACAUGACAAGGGCUCUUUCCCCAGGGGCAAAAAAGAAAACUGAUCUCUGUCUACUGCCAAGGUUAAAAAUACGUGGAAUUUACAUCCACUUCCCUACAUGUCUUCAGGAUGUGGUGCCUAAGUAAGCACAGGGACUAAUUAUUAGUAGAUAGAAGCAUUCUACUUUAUCCCUAAUAAAUCUGUAAUUUUUAUGUAUUUGGACUGUUUUAUAUAAUUGAUCUGUAAUUAUUCUCUAUGAUAAUCCACAACAUACUUUGGAUCUAAAUGACUUAUCAUGAGUGACUGGCCAGAGUGUGAAGAAGUGUCUGAAAAAGGAACUUCAUGAAUGGAGAAUACAAUUAUGUUGUGUAGAAGAAAGUGAAAAUAAAUAAAUGAUGGCUUUGCACCUGAUUAAUUUGUUGCUAAUAUACAAUGCAUAAGAAAUGGA
Cryptotermes secundus is the source of this 6761-nucleotide messenger RNA. It is a transcript of the gene MED1, whose product is annotated as mediator of RNA polymerase II transcription subunit 1. Gene Ontology annotation, biological process: regulation of transcription by RNA polymerase II. NCBI's taxonomy places the organism in Eukaryota, Metazoa, Arthropoda, Insecta, Blattodea, Kalotermitidae. The transcript has 10 exons. The coding region runs from base 223 to 5172 and encodes 1649 amino acids. The record is from RefSeq and is a predicted model, not a curated record. Gene Ontology annotation, cellular component: mediator complex. Gene Ontology annotation, molecular function: transcription coregulator activity.